Messenger RNA from Nannospalax galili (Upper Galilee mountains blind mole rat), 1701 nucleotides. Its product is annotated as liver carboxylesterase 1. Lineage: Eukaryota; Metazoa; Chordata; Mammalia; Rodentia; Spalacidae. The record is from RefSeq and is a predicted model, not a curated record. Gene Ontology annotation, biological process: lipid catabolic process. Gene Ontology annotation, molecular function: carboxylic ester hydrolase activity. Gene Ontology annotation, cellular component: endoplasmic reticulum; lipid droplet.
CAGGAUAAAUCCAUGCCCUUUAAGUGGCAGACACUGCACUGGACCCUAGAGCAACUGUCCUUCUACAAUGUGGCUCUGUGCUUUGGCACUGAUUUCUUUUUCUGCCUCUGUGACUUUGGCAGGGCACCCGUCCUCACCACCUGUGGUGAACACUGUGCAUGGCAAAGUCCUGGGGAAGUAUGUCAGCUUAGAAGGAUUCACACAGCCUGUGGCCGUUUUUCUGGGCGUCCCCUUUGCCAAGCCUCCUCUUGGAUCUCUGAGGUUUGCUCCACCACAGCCUGCAGAGCCAUGGAGUUUCGUGAAGGAUGCCACUUCCUACCCUCCUAUGUGUUCCCAAGACCCAGAGACAGCACAGAGACUCUCAAAGCUCUUUACUAACAGAAAAGAGACUGUUCCUCUCAAGUUUUCUGAAGACUGUCUCUACCUAAAUAUUUAUACUCCUGCUGACUUGAAGAAGAACAGUCGGUUGCCGGUGAUGGUAUGGAUCCACGGAGGUGGACUGGUGAUAGAUGGGGCAUCAACCUAUGAUGGACUGCCUCUCUCUGUCCAUGAAAAUGUGGUGGUGGUGGUCAUUCAGUACCGCCUAGGCAUCUGGGGAUUCUUCAGCACAGGAGAUGAACACAGUAGGGGGAACUGGGGUCACUUGGACCAGAUUGCUGCACUGCUCUGGGUCCAAGACAACAUUGCAAACUUUGGAGGGGACCCAGGAUCUGUGACCAUCUUUGGAGAGUCAGCAGGAGGUGCAAGUGUCUCUGUUCUUGUAUUGUCUCCUCUGGCCAAGAACCUCUUCCACAGAGCCAUUUCUCAGAGCAGUGUCGUUCUUAAUCCUUGUCUGUUUGGGAGAGAUGUCAGGCCCAUGGCUAAGAAAAUUGCUACUCUUGCUGGGUGUAAAACCACCACGUCAGCUGCCAUGGUCCACUGCCUGCGCCAGAAGACAGAGGAUGAACUUAUGGCGACCUCAUUGAAAAUGAAAUUUGCAGCUGUUGAUUUUCUUGGAGACCCCAGAGAGAGCUAUCCUUUCCUGCACACUGUGGUUGAUGGAGUGGUGCUGCUGAAGACACCAGAAGAGCUUCUGGCUGAGAAAAACAUCAACAUAGUGCCAUAUAUGGUGGGAAUCACCAGGCAUGAGUUUGGCUGGCUGAUUCCCACGUUGAUGGGCUUCCCACUCUCUGAGGGCAAAAUGGACCAGAAGACAGCUGAAUCUCUCCUGUGGCAGUCCUAUUCCAUUCUCAACAUCUCUAAGAAUCUGAUUCCAGCAGCUGUGGAGAAGUAUUUAGGGGGCACAGAUGACCUGGUGAAAAAGCAAGAUCUGUUCCUGCACUUGAUUGGAGAUGUGAUGUUUGGUGUCCCAUCUGUGAUUGUGUCCCGUGGCCACAGAGAUGCUGGAGCUCCCAUCUACAUGUAUGAGUUUCAGUAUAGACCAAGCUUUGCAUCAGACAUGAGACCCAAGGAGGUGAUAGGAGACCAUGGUGAUGACCUAUUCUCUGUACUUGGGGCCCCAUUUUUAAAAGAUGGUGCCUCAGAAGAGGAGAUCAACUUCAGUAAGAUGGUGAUGAAAUUAUGGGCCAACUUUGCUCGGAAUGGGAACCCUAAUGGAGAAGGGCUUCCCCACUGGCCACAGUACGACCAGCAGGAAGGGUACCUGCAGAUCGGAGUCCCAACCCAGGCAGCCCAGAGGCUGAAAAACAAGGAAGUGGCUUU